This is a messenger RNA of Lycium barbarum (goji berry), 2174 nucleotides long. RefSeq names its product 1-aminocyclopropane-1-carboxylate synthase 3-like. Gene Ontology annotation, biological process: amino acid metabolic process; biosynthetic process. Gene Ontology annotation, molecular function: transaminase activity; pyridoxal phosphate binding. Bases 314 to 1729 code for a protein of 471 amino acids. The record is from RefSeq and is a predicted model, not a curated record. NCBI's taxonomy places the organism in Eukaryota, Viridiplantae, Streptophyta, Magnoliopsida, Solanales, Solanaceae. The transcript has 4 exons.
ACAACAAAAACAAAAUAACAUGAACUUCAAAGUCAUAUGCUGACUUGUCUUUCAUGAUUGUGCAAAAAUUCCUAUAUAUAGCCGUGUUAUCUGCCAGCAGAUACCAACAAACUAUCUAUCUCAAUAUCAUACAAAUUGCAAUCUCUCCAAAUCUUUCUACUUUCUUCUUCCUUUUUUCUCUCUCAAAACAAAAUAUUUUCAAGUUCUUAUUAACAAGGCACAUUUUCUUGAAGCCUUGCUGAAAAACAAACUCCAUAGCCACAAUAUUUGUGAUUAUUUGUCCCAGAAUUUUAAUUUAAAACGUCGAUAAAAUAUGAAGCUUUUAUCAGAAAAAGCUACGUGUAAUUCUCACGGACAAGAUUCUUCGUAUUUCCUAGGAUGGCAGGAGUACGAGAAGAACCCGUACGAUGAAAUUCAAAAUCCAAAAGGAAUAAUACAAAUGGGUCUUGCAGAGAAUCAGCUUUCUUUUGAUUUAUUAGAGUCUUGGCUAGGCCAAAACCCAGAUGCAGCCGGGUUUAAGAGAAAUGGAGAGUCUAUAUUUAGAGAACUUGCUUUAUUUCAAGAUUACAACGGCCUUCCUGCUUUAAAAAAUGCAUUGGUUAAAUUCAUGGCGGAAAUUAGAGGAAAUAAAGUUACCUUUGAUUCAAACAACCUUGUCCUCACCGCCGGUUCCACUUCCGCCAAUGAGACUCUCAUGUUUUGCCUAGCCGACCCCGGCGACGCUUUUCUCCUACCUACUCCAUACUACCCAGGAUUUGAUAGAGACUUGAAGUGGAGAACAGGUGCUGAGAUAGUGCCAAUACGAUGUACAAGUUCAAAUGGCUUCAGAAUUACAGAAUCCGCUCUUGAAGAAUCUUACAAAUUAGCGAAAAGUCGCAACCUUAGAGUGAAGGGGGUACUAGUGACUAACCCCUCGAACCCAUUGGGCACGACAUUAACGCGAAAUGAGCUCGAGCUACUUGUUAGCUUCGUCGCGGAAAAGGGCAUUCAUCUCAUUAGCGAUGAAAUCUAUUCAGGCACGGUUUUCAACUCGCCUAAAUUCGUCAGUGUCAUGGAAGUAUUAGUCGAAAAUGAGUACAUGUACACUGAUGUUUGGGAGCGAGUUCACAUUGUCUAUAGCCUUUCCAAAGAUUUGGGCCUUCCUGGUUUUCGUAUCGGGGCUAUUUACUCAAACGAUGACGUUAUUGUCUCUGCAGCUACAAAAAUGUCGAGUUUCGGGUUAAUUUCUUCGCAAACUCAGUAUCUUUUAUCGGCCAUGCUCUCCGAUAAAAAGUUUACGAAGAAAUAUAUCUCUGAAAAUCAAAAGAGGCUCCAGAAAAGACAUGCCAUGCUAGUAAAAGGACUUAAGAGUAUUGGCAUUAGUUGCCUUGAGAGCAAUGCGGGUUUAUUUUGUUGGGUCGAUAUGAGACAUUUACUAAAGUCCAAUACAUUUGAAGCAGAAAUUGAGCUAUGGAAAAAAAUUGUUUACGAAGUUGGGCUAAAUAUUUCGCCCGGUUCGUCAUGCCAUUGUACUGAACCGGGUUGGUUCCGUGCAUGUUUUGCGAACAUGUCAGAAGAUACAUUGAAUCUCGCGAUUCACCGUAUUAAAGUUUUUGUUGAUUCCUCCGAUGUGAUCAGUACCAAUGUUGAUCAGAGUAAUCAGACUAACCAGAAUAUCGUGACGAGUCCAAAGAAGAAGUUAUUCUCCAAGUGGGGUUUUCGGCUAUCGUUCAAUGACCGUGAACGAUAGUUUGUGUGAACAAAAGACAGAUUCAGAAUUUAAAUUUGACAGGUUCUUACUGCCGGGUGUGAACAUUCCCUUGUCCAUGAUGAUUUUUUAUAACUCAAUGUGUUUUAGAAGUUGAGUUUCCAAAUUCUUUUUUUGUAUCAAAAUUAUACUUUUUUUUUUUUUUUUUUUUAAAUGUUGAUGCACUCGGUCCAUGUGAUGGACGAGAAGUGUUUAUCCUUUCAUCAUUUGUAAGUGCACUCGGUCCGUGUGAUGGACGAGAAGUGUUUUUUUUCCAUUUUAUCAUUUGUAAUUCACUCGGUCCAUGAUGGACGAGACGUGUUUUUCUCAUUUAAUCAUUUGUAAACAUACCAAAUAUCGAAUAUAUAUCUGUGUGAAAUCUUCUUGAAUUGGUCAAACUAUAGCUUUAUUUCACAAUUUUUUCUUGAAUUAUUCAUCAUUUGCAUCA